Molecule: messenger RNA, 564 nt
Organism: Tilletiaria anomala UBC 951
Lineage: Eukaryota; Fungi; Basidiomycota; Exobasidiomycetes; Georgefischeriales; Tilletiariaceae
Exons: 7
Coding region: 1-564 (187 amino acids)
Biological process (GO): electron transport chain
Source: RefSeq, a predicted model, not a curated record
AUGGCCAUGCUUCGUCAAUCUAAGAGCCUGCUGGCACGAAGCAGCCUGCUACGCCCGACGGUGAUGACGGCCUCGCGCGGUGUCAGCGUCUCGGCUUUUGUCGCCGAAGCAUCCUCUUCCAUCAACGCCAGCGUCAGCGUGACAGGCCCAGCGGGUCGGAACCUUGCAGCUGAACAGAAGGAAAGGCAAGAGCUCGCACAUCAAGCCGAGAUCGUUUCCGAUGCUCCACACGAACUGACGCAGCGACCCGUGCGAAUCUUCAAGCCAGCAAAGACUGCCAACUCGUCUGGCAAGGCUGGCACCAGCUUCUGGCGCAUCGACUGGGACAUUCUGCAGGGAUCAGCUCGCUGGGAGAAUCCUCUCAUGGGCUGGGCCUCAUCUGGUGACUACAUGCAAGGAACUUCCCUCAAAUUCCGCACCAAAGAGGAUGCGAUUCACUUCUGCGAGAAGCAAGGCUGGGACUUCUUUGUACAGGAACCAAAGUCUGCUCGUAUUCCACCAAAGUCGUACGCUGCAAACUAUAACUAUUCUCCUGGCAAGCUCAAAGUCUACCACACCAAGUAA